This is a messenger RNA of Formica exsecta, 6095 nucleotides long. Its product is annotated as nucleolar pre-ribosomal-associated protein 1. The record is from RefSeq and is a predicted model, not a curated record. The transcript has 9 exons. The coding region runs from base 58 to 5934 and encodes 1958 amino acids. Gene Ontology annotation, cellular component: nucleolus. Gene Ontology annotation, biological process: maturation of 5.8S rRNA from tricistronic rRNA transcript (SSU-rRNA, 5.8S rRNA, LSU-rRNA); maturation of LSU-rRNA from tricistronic rRNA transcript (SSU-rRNA, 5.8S rRNA, LSU-rRNA). Lineage: Eukaryota; Metazoa; Arthropoda; Insecta; Hymenoptera; Formicidae.
UAUGGCUAGAAAAUAUGGCAGCACCCAUAUGAUACAUGUGCGAAUAAACACGCGGUAAUGGAUGAUGCGGCCCUCAAGCCGAGAAAAGCGAGCAAGCGAAUCUCGCAGAAUAAGAAUGAAACGCCGACGAAAAAGGCGAGAAUCAAUGGGUUUAUCGAGGAAGAACUUAAAUGUGAUGUAGAUUCAGAAGAAAACGACACAAAAAAUAUUACUUGCGAGAAAUGGGACGAAUUUAACGGACGAUCUCUGAGAGUACUUCUCUCCUCAUCUGGCGGCUUAGACGCUCUGAGAAAGUUCGUAACGAUAUGCAACGAGGACAAGGAAAGGGACCUUGCAGCGGAGUACUUGCUCGCUGGUGGUGGUGUUCUCGAAGUUCUGAGACUAUUAGAGUUCUCUGACAAAAAAAAUACUAUUAAUGCCAUCACCGUUUUUUCUGCAAUUAACAUCUUACUCAUGAAGAUAUUGGCAGAAUAUCCUCAAUACCAGAAUAAUGCAGUGGAAGCAUGUCGUCACUUGUUGAAUUCAUACAUGUCUAUUAUACAUUCAAUGCUUUCAAUUCAAAGCAAUAUCAAGCAGCGUAAAGUGGUAUUGAAACUGCUCACAGCGGUAGUGUCAUUGGAUAAUAGUUUAUCCAGAGAGUUACUUGCACAUCUAUCACUGCAACGAAAUGUAUUAGAGAAUCUAACACAACACAACAAGCCCACGGAUCCUCAAAAUGUCAGAACAUGUUUCAUCCAUUUUAUUCUUGCUUUUCUUGUGGAGAGAGAUUCAUCAGUGAUUAAAACAUUGUUGGAUAAGCGUAGUUUACUGUCCUGCAUCUUCUCAGAUUUGUUGUAUGAUUCCAAGGACAUUGUUACUCUGAUUCUGACCACUGUGAAGACAUAUGUUUUGGAGAACACUAGCAUCACCAAAACAAUAAAACUACAUGUAUUCUCUACAUCUGUUGUACUCAAUUUAAUAUCGCUGUAUAACUGGAAAGGCCCAACCAAAUGGCCCAAAAAUAAAACUCGCUAUCCUGAUGAGAGCGAUGACUUUCUAGCAGACAAAGAGAUCGUUAAUGAUGCAGUUCAUGCAUUUUUAAUUACCCUACUGACAUCACAUCGUUAUGGAAUUAUUUUCCACGAUCGAACAUUGGGUGGUUCACAAAAUAAGCACAAUCAGCUGGUGCAUACAGUUCUUCAGAAUCUGGAGAAACCUUGGGAACAUGAAAAGCCGUCGGACUUAGUUAUCAAAAUAAUGGGGGCUUGCCCGGAUUUAAUACGUUCGCAAUAUGGUGUCAUUGAACCGUUUCUCGAACCCCGUGUGUCGCCCAAAUGGAUUUGUCUUCUCAGAUUUGUAAAAAAGAUAAUCGAAUCGCUCGAUCCAGUCAGUUGCAUCAAGACUUGUACUAUGGAAUUAAAUGUAAAUAGAUUGAUAAACACGCUAUUGUCUUUGACAGUUCCGGAUAUAAUUAUAAAAAGCGCUAUCUUGCCAGGAUUAAGUCACAGCAGUCUGCUUGUCAGACAUGAGAUCUUGUCUCUUCUUCUAGCAAUGACAUCUCAGUUGAAAAUCAUUUGCUCUACCUUAAAAGACUUCCACAAGACGUUCAUAGUUCAAAACCAGAUAACGGAUUUUAUUUUGAGGAUUAUUCCCAACUUGGAAAUGAUCAUAAAAGUAUGGAACCAAGCCUUUGAAGUUGAUGCUAAUAUGAUAAAUUCGGAAAACACUGAAAAUAUUCACAAUCCCGAUUUGUUAGAUCAUCUCGAUGUCAUCUUGAACGUUCUUCAUUCGUACAAAGAUAUAUGCCCAGAAUUGCUAGAUAAUUCAAUGAAUUUGCAGCCAAAUGUACUUCUAUCAAGCUUAAAUAAUCUCCAGGAUGGUGAAGAAGAGGAUGGAGGAGCCAAAUUAACAAAAGUAAACUGCAUGAAGGUGAAAGCAAUACAAUUUCUGCUCGCCUUGGACUCUUCCAUCUUCGCACCUAGAGAGAAAGCUUUCAAAGAAGCUCUUCCCUUUUUGUUAUCUCAGAUUCAUCAAACAGUAUCACCAGAAAGUUAUGAUACUACUAGAAUGUUACUAAACGCGACAGGCCUGUUUGAAACCUGUGAUGACGAGCUGGAUAUUUGGAUUAAUGGUUUCUUGAUAAUAAUCGAUUCUAAAGAGAAGGAGGAAUUGACACACUGGUUUAUGUCCGUUUUAAAAAGUUGCACCAGACACACUGAUAAAUAUAUAAACAACAUAACGCAAGCAGAAGAAACAUUAAACGACCAGGUGGCUAGUCUCGAUGUAAAAGCAGAAGAUAUAAUUAAUGAGUUAUUUGAUAAAGCCAAUAAUAACCCAAAUCCUUGUAAAGAAGAAUUUGGAGUAGAAUCAUCUUUAAUUAAUGGAAAAUUAAAUUUUGAUGUAAAGAGAGAUAAUAUAAUUAAUUAUAGCUUCAAUAAACUCAACGAAGGAAACUCGAAAGUUGCCAUUAAACAUAAUGAUAAAUACAUAAUGCAGAGGAAUGAGCAAAUGACUAAUUUUGAAGAAGUGAAGAAGAUCGAAAAUGAGAUCAAUCGGUUACUUGAGAAGGUCAAUUCCAUUAGCUUUCUUUCUAAUACUAAUGGCCACUCUCUCCCUUUGAAUAAAGUUUUCUCUGCAUCAGUGACAACUUCAAUUAACGACCUUACUAAUUUUGAUAAAAUCACUGAUGAUGUGAUCAAUCAUCCCUUCAACAAGUUUAGCAAAGAAAAUCUUAACCCUUGUAAAAUGCAAGCUUGUACGUUGGUGUCGCCGCUCUUAUGCUGCGCUUUUGAAAAGAUCAGAGCAAGAAAUUAUUCCACUGUCGUCUUGAAUUAUUUAUCUUAUGUGACAAUUCACACUCUACAUUAUCAGAUUGUUCCGGAUGUAUUGGUUCAUAUAGCGAUAGAUAUGACCGAUUUGCCGAUCUAUAAAUACUUAAAAAGUUGGUCGAGUAACGAGCGACCAGUUGCCUUAAAAAAUAAGCUUUCAUCUUUGAAGUUAUGGCAUAAAUUGAGCAAUAUGUUGCUAAUGAAUUCCGAGGUAGACAUAACUAAUUUUUUCAAGCUGUCUGGCAAUGAUCACUUAUGCUGUUUUAAAUAUGGCAACAAAGAAAUCAUUAUUAAACACUCUUUGUCUUUGUAUGAUAUCAAGGCUUUGCUAAGGAUGACUGUGUUUUAUUUAGCACAGUUAGCUCAGGGAAGAAUCUUACAACAGAUCCAAAACGAAAACUGCAAAAUCUUGCUUAUUUCUCUAUUAAAUAUUGCAAAAUCUAUGAAUUUAAAAAGCGUGGAGAUACUCGAAGAAAACAUAAAAUGUAUCUUUACGCAUCCUAUUCUGUUGCAUUAUUUCUCGCCAUUUUGUGGAGAAGCAUUCAAAGAUUCGACCGAAGAUAUGAUAACUCGAACUAUUCUAGAGCUCUGUGAAGUUGUGUCUUUUUUCGAGAAACAUGAUGGUGUAGAAGCCUAUAAUAUCUUCUUCGCAUUUAGAAAUAAAUUCCUUGCUCAAUUGGAAAACAUUAUUGAAAAAGUUCCUUUGGAAACUUGCAGUAAUAAUUAUGACAUAGCAUUAUUGAAAGUAUUGCAGUUGAAGGCGCAAGAUAUUGCGAGUUUGCUACUUGCUUUGACGAAACUGGAGAAAAUUGUAUUUAUCUCAAAUGAUAAACGAAAUCUGUCUGUAUUCGGACAUAUUGUUCCAAUAUUGUUGGAUAUGUAUUGCAGUGAGCAGUCAAUAUUGCAGUGUUAUCAAUGUAAUGCAUUGAACGAACAGUUUAUAGAAAGAUUGAGCCUAUACCUGGUGCAUCUGAAAUCUAAUAAAAUACAAUGCGUAGAAAAAUGGGAACAAGCUUUGACAAAAUACUUGUCCACCUUCCCACAUAAUAUUGCUGGUAUCAGUACUGACACUUUUGCAUUAUUGUUAACGAAGGGCAUUACUGCAUCUACGAUUCAAUUGAUAGCGAUCUUAAUCAUUAAAAAUACCAGACUAAUUCCAUCACUGAUGAAAUAUCUUCUCAAGAUGGAGAAUGUGAAGCAAGGAGAUAUCGUAUUUCCAAUAUUGGGUAGCAACCUAAAAUACAAGUGGACCGAAAGAUUUCUUCAAAGUCUUUACAAAUGUUAUGGCGGUGAUAUUGCUGCAUAUCUAACUGAGCCACAAAAUCCUGUUUCCUGGAUCGAAGAAAACGCAGCAGCAAUCGCCUAUCUCAUCGAGAACACUUUCGAUCGUCCUUUAUGUGAGAAAACUUGUGACAGUAUUUCCCAAAACGGCGAUAAAUUGGACAUGGUGUCCAUUUAUUUCGUGCAGUUGUUGGAAAGUCUGUACAGGAGAUAUGAAAAUCUGAUAACGGUCAAAGAAAAGCCUUUAACCGAUCUGAUAUUGAUAUUAUUGCAUGUAAUGACCUCAACGCUGAAGAAGGAGUCAAAGAACAUAGAAAAGAUCAAAGUAUUAUGCGAGAAGCUUAACAAUACAGUGGUUUGUUUAAAGAAAAUUAAAUGCGACUUCAUCUUCAGUUUACUAAGCAAAAGUUACUCGUGGCCGCAAUUUACCAGAUUCUCCUUAAAAUUAGGUUUGAAAGAUGCUAAGGAUGACGAGAUUCAAUCGAAUAUAUUGAAGAAUUUGAGCAAUUUAUGCGAUAUCGCGUACGAAGAUAACGAGAAUGACGAAUAUGUGAAGACCUUAUUCGAAAUGACGACGUCUCAUUCAGAGUUUGUUAACGUUAUGCUCGGUUCGUCCACUGUUAAAGACAAUCUGGUCGAAUUACUCAGGAUACUCAUUCGAAAGAAUCAAUCGGUGAUAACUACCUCGCACGUGCCUCUUUAUCUCGCGGCUUACAACGCCACUCUCAACAAUGCCGAUCAGCGCAUUUUGAAGAUUCUUCGGUAUUAUGAGGCUCAUGGCGUUAAACUUCAACAAUACUGGCCAUAUUUAUGGGGAAACGCGGCGGCAACGCGUUACAGUGUAAAGGGAGAGACAGAUACUGUCCUUUGGAGACAACCUUCCACUUCCGAGGUUUUUAACUUGUUCGAUAAGGAUAUUAUCAACGAGACUAUAAGAAAUUAUCCCAUAUAUAGAACGUUGGAAGCUGAUGAGAUACAUGACAACAGCAAAGUAUACGAUCCAGCAUUUUAUCUGCCGUUGCUGUGUUCUUUAUUAGCGGAAAACAACGUCAUUGCAUGUCACAAAAUAAAUCAGAGCGGCAUAUUAGCAUUGGUAUUUGUCGCGUGCUGUAGCGAUUCGAGUGAUAUUCGGUUGGCAGCAUACACCAUCAUUUCUAGAUAUUAUUUCCACUUGGAAGUAUCUAAAUCGAAAGAGAAAUUAUUAUGGAUGCGUCUGAUCGAUGCUUUACGAAAUGGCAUCAUAUUCCUAAAGUGUCCAUUAAAGAAUGUUCGACUGAGUUGCCUGGUGACCACCUUCCUCGCCAGGGCUUCGUUGAUCGCCGGUCAAUCUCUGCAUCCGCUUUACUCGGCAUUGCAUACCUUCCUAAUGGCCAAACCUGCGUUGGAUUUAAACACCAUACCAGAACUGUUGCAGUUAUUGCACAGUUCACACGUAGAGCACCAUGCGCAUCGGCACUGGAUCCUAGAGAACAUUCGGGACGGCAUGAGAAAGGAGAGCGAUGUAGAUAUAGCUCUGAAAUGCGUAUUGUUCAGGAUGCUUCUAGAUUUUUACAUUUGCAUACUAUCAGACACCAAGACUAAGAAACUGAUCUUGGAAGUGAUCGCCUCUACUACCAAAAUUCCCAAGGCAGCCUUGCUCCUCGCACGAGGAUACGGUAUACUUCCUUGGCUGCACGAAAUUAUUCACCGCGACGAGGACGUUUGUGAGACGGAAAUUGGAACUAUUAUUAGUAUAAUUGAAAAUCUACUGAAUAGCUUCGACAAUUCAACAGAGAACGUUACUCAUUACAAAUUUCUAUUAUUUAGGAUCCUUCUGCGAUUAAAAGCAUAUUCAAGACAAACAUAAAAUUUGCGUCAUUUAGUUGCACUUUCUUGCAAUUUCCGUGAUUGGAACAGAAAUGUAUAAUAUUUGAGAAUAGACAAAUGGAAAAAAAUAAAGUGCAGGAAAUGCAAUUAAAAUAAAUAAGUCUGUUGUAAAUUCAAUUUCUCUACGAAAUAAACAAUUAC